Molecule: messenger RNA, 2258 nt
Organism: Nezara viridula (southern green stink bug)
Lineage: Eukaryota; Metazoa; Arthropoda; Insecta; Hemiptera; Pentatomidae
Source: the annotation of a GenBank genome assembly
GCCGAAGAGUGAAAGUGGCUGGUCGUUGUGUUUACUUGAGCGAUAGUCGGAACAUGUCGAGAAUAUACGCUCUUAUAAUUUCUUAUUACGGAUAGUCCAAGUGUUAAAUAAUUAUUUUUUGCGUGUUUAUGGAAUGCAGUCUGAUUUUAGUCAGUGUAAUUUUAGGUUCCUCAAUAAUAUCAAGUGCCAGCUUUAGCCUCCCUUCUUUAUUAUUUUAAUUUUUUUUCUUUGGGAUUAUUGGACAAGUAAACACAGGAAUGGCGCUAGCUAUCACUCUUCUGGCGAUUUGCCUAGUCGGCGCGAAUGCGGCUCAGAUCCCGUUGACUUUAGGUGCGCCCAGUAUAAACCCCGAAGUGCGAGUGAACUGCAAGAGCGAACAGAUGUCGAUCACGGUGCGGACGAACAACGGGAUGUUCGACGGCAUGAUCUACCCCCGCGGGCUGGGGAGGAACUCCUCCUGCAUGUCCCAGUACAGCAGGGCCGUGGGGCCUCUCAGCUACGAGCUUCCCCUCAGUGCUUGCAACACCAUGAGUUCGAGCAUGGAUGACGGUACAGUGGAAUACUACAACACCAUCGUAGUCCAGCCCCAUAGGAAACUGGUUACUAGCCAGGGUAAAGGGUUUCAUGUCAGGUGUAAAUAUACGACUAGGGAAAAAAUAGUUACGAACGACAUCAAUGUUAAUACAUUAGAACCAACAUUGCUGCUAGGAACUGCGCCUAUGCCUGGUUGCACAAUGGUAAUAUAUCAAGGAGAUGAAGUGGCACAGAAUGUGAAAAUCGGAGAACAGUUGACUUUGAGAGUUUCUAUCGACACUCAAGAAGUCUAUUCAAUGCGUCUCACACAUUGCUCAGUGACAGACGCAACCAACUCAGCUUCGCAGCCGCUUAUUGAUGACUAUGGAUGUGCAGUUGAUCGUGAAAUAAUGGGACCUUUUGAAUAUAGUUCAGAUGGCAACUCUGCUAAAGUUGAUUUUCAAGCCCACAAAUUUCCGUACACCGAUUCUGUGUAUUAUCACUGCAAUGUUCAUCUCUGCCUUAAGUCUUCAUGUCCACCACCUCCUGAUUGCCAAAACUCGAGACGAAGACGUCGAUCGGAAGAAGGAAGUCCUGCUACUAUUGAAGUUUACAGUGGUCUUUAUGUUAAUGAAGCCAAUGAUAUUCCAAAAUCAGAACAGCUUGACCUUGUCGAAAGAGAAAAGGCAUUGGAAAACCCCAAUAACAUCUGUAUUUCUCAAAGGAAUUUCGCAAUUGGAAUAGCGAUAGCUGGCUUAGUCCUGAUGCUAAUGGUGAUCGCUGCAUUUGUAAUACUGCUCACCAGACGAAGGACUAAGAAGGAUGUGUCCAGCGGAAGCUCAAUUUACAGUGGCCCUUAUACUAACACAGCAUAUAGCCACAGUAGUUGAACGACCAUCUUCUCUAAUUAGUUUUCAAAAUUAUCGACUGCUCAUAUCGUUUUUAUUACAAAUACUGUGGUAACAGAUUAUUCAUAUAAUGUAUAAUUAAUCUGAACUUUCUUUUAAGUGUCAUAAUUAAAAUUUGUAAUCAAAUCGCAUGAUAUAGCCUAUCUGUGUUUCAAUCUGUUUGUGCUAGGUGCUCAUUUAGGUUUAAUUUAUUAAUUAUAUUGUGCCUGGAUUGUGGUCUGGUGAAAGAAUGACCAUUCUCGUUGUUUGUACUGAUUUGUUAUAUAUUUGACAGAGAACGAACUGAAUGCUGUUGUUUUUAACGAAACUGGUAGAAUCAAAGUACUUCCUUUAGUUUGUUUUGUUAUAAACAACGUUUAUUAUUUCAGUUCGUUCUCUGAAUAUCUGGAUAGCUGUGUUAGUGGGUCCUCUUCUUAUUGGCUUUGGACAUAAUCUGUAUGUUAGCUUUAAGUUAAAUGUGCCAUAAGGCAUCUAAUAAAAUUAUAAAAAAUAACUGAAUAACUUUCUAAACUGUUCCUUCCCGAAAAUAUUUUAAGAACAGAGUUUUUCAUAGCUUCCUUCUUUGUUGAGUGGUUAAGUUGAAAGACAUAGUCUUCACUUUGCUUAGACACUCGUUGGUUCUACAUUACAGAGACAUUGGUUCAAAAAUUCAUUGUUUAUAUGUUACAAAUUAUUUGUAAUAUCGGUUGUACAUUAUUAGUUAUGCUGCAAUGAUUUUCUGGACCUUUGUCUUAUUAGGCUCAUGAUAUUAAUGUAGGUUUAAUUGAUAAUUGUAAUAUUUUAACUGUAGUCAAUUUACUAGUUUAGUAUUCCCUCAUUAAUUAAAUACAAAUUCAU